Molecule: messenger RNA, 1962 nt
Organism: Cyanidioschyzon merolae strain 10D
Lineage: Eukaryota; Rhodophyta; Bangiophyceae; Cyanidiales; Cyanidiaceae
Exons: 1
Coding region: 1-1962 (653 amino acids)
Source: RefSeq, a predicted model, not a curated record
AUGGUACCUGGUGUUGCGUUUUUGGCGUGCCCGGUGCCGCUCCGAUGGCAGGUGACGCAUCCAGCGUCCGACGGUACCGCGGCACCUCGUCGGCUGCAGCAGUCACGUCGUUGGGCGGCGCUGUGGCAGCCUCGCGGAACGCGCACUUGGCUUCAGUGCUCGUCUGCCUCUCUCGACAACUCGAACUUGGGACGGACUGAGCGGUUACGGGGCUCAGUGACGCUGUCCAGUCUGGGUGAUGACUGGGUUGAGGCGUUCACGCGGGCGGUGAACGCACUGCUCGAAAACCCGGAGAGCGACGUACCGAAACAGUUGCUCGAGUCGUUACUGGCUCCAGAUGCCAGAUGGAGUGGAGACCUGAUUGAACGCGCUACAACGCGGGCGUCCAUUAUCGACAAACUGGAACGGGCUGUUCACUUCUGGGAGUGCGCUGGCUGGUACAUCCCGCCGAACGGUGUACGGUAUCGGACAACGGCGGCGGAGCGCACCACUGCUUCCACCUCCGCGACUAUCCACGUGGAUAUAGAGUUUAUGGUGUCAGGACUGUGGCCUUUACCGUGGCGGCCACGCGUCGCCAGUGCUGGCACCUUAUCCGUGGAACUCGAGCUCACAGGUGAUGUAUCCAGGAGCAGGUUGCGGGCACGGAAUAUCAAAGACAGACUCGAACAGGCAACACUGCCGGUUCUCACGCAACUUGUACCGAGUUUGUCAGACUUUGCCGCUGUGUACGUUGCACCAAUGCCGGAGAACGAUGCGGUUUUCCGUCGACGUGCCAGUCAGAGCACUCUGCUGGACGCUUCUGCACAGCGGCCGUCAGCGCUUAAGCGCAGUCCUGAGUACAUCGACGGCAGCCACGAGCAACAACCAAGUGAAACCGCUGCCGCAUCGCCACCUGCGACACAAGCAGAGCGUCAGCGCGCGAAUACCCUGCCCACUGGACCUGAGAGCGUAAGCCGCGGUGGUUUUCGUUUACCGCCACGAUGCUAUCGCGAGCCUCCGUAUCGACCGUAUGUUGAGUGCUUCCUUCUGCCGGGAAUGACGCGCCCCGCCUCGAUAAAGUCAGCGUCGGGGUCGAUGUUUCCUGUAUUGCCCGCAUUCGUUUUUAACUUUAGUCGAUUUCGGAACCGUCUGGUGCUGGAUCCUCAACAGUUCGCCUUUGUAACACCUGUUCAGGUGCGACGCUGGCUCCUCGACGAACUCGACCAGAACGUUGGCGCUCUUCUGGAUAGAGCCGACUCGGUGCCUGCGCCCCGAGAGGAGCUAUAUCUUCCCGAAGCGUUCGAUGUCUUCGAUACUGAGGAUCUUUUCGACGAGAUUCAAAGUCAGAUCGCGAGUUGGUCGUCUCCUGUUGACGAUCAUGACGCAUCGGUGCUGCAAUGGCGCAUCCCUGUUCCGAUUCGUUUUGGACGAGGAAGGCGGGUUGUUGUUGCACCGCACCCGUAUGCGGAUGCGCUGGGACGGGGUGAAACCCCGUCGGACGAAAACCUGAAUGGUGCCCCAACGGGUGCUCAACAGUUUUCCUCUGCAGCGCUUCCACGCUCCGUUUUUCGGAUUCCGAGCGCAGUCUCUCCGGUUACGGUGGAGCGCUUAGAGCGCACGGGCGCUCCGCCGCUGCCUUCGAUAUCCGCCAACGGCCGCGUGCUUGUGCGUUAUGCGCUCAGCGAAGGCACGGGGUGUGUAUUCUUCGCUCGUCGGUUUCGGGGUAUGCUCACACCGGGACGUCUCGCUCGGCUCCGCUACGACCUGCUGAUGGAUUUGCGUCUUGCUGGUCGCGUGCCGGCUGGUUGGCUACCCCACGAGUCCCGAUGGCGACUUUCUUGUUAUGAUUGCUCGGUUGGAUUCGAUGAAAACGCGGAGAUCUCCGUUGCUGUUUACCGCUCGAGUCGCCCGCUGUUUUGUAUCUUUGAACUAGCACUUGAGGUGCCGCGGGCUUUCUCACAGGCAGAUACGGCAGCAUCGUAA